This is a messenger RNA of Erigeron canadensis, 1140 nucleotides long. Its product is annotated as flavonol sulfotransferase-like. Gene Ontology annotation, molecular function: sulfotransferase activity. The record is from RefSeq and is a predicted model, not a curated record. The transcript has a single exon. The coding region runs from base 1 to 993 and encodes 330 amino acids. Gene Ontology annotation, biological process: sulfation. NCBI's taxonomy places the organism in Eukaryota, Viridiplantae, Streptophyta, Magnoliopsida, Asterales, Asteraceae. Gene Ontology annotation, cellular component: cytoplasm.
AUGACCAAUGAAGAUCAUGAUGCCAUAAAAAACAACUUGACCCUCUUUUAUGAUAGGUACAAGGCCACGUUCACAACUUUUCCCAAGGAGAAAGGUUGGGUGAGUGCUGACCUAUACAUGUACCAAGGCUUUUGGUUCGAAUCUGCCAAAACAUUUUCAGUUAUGACUGCUAUGGCAGCGCAAGACGAAUUUAAGCCUCAUCCAAGUGAUAUCUACUUGGCCACAUUGCCAAAGUGUGGCACCACAUGGCUCAAGGCUCUGGUGUUUGCUAUAGUGACGAGAGACCGUUACCUACACGAAUCAGCUUCCACUAACCCUCUUCUCUUCAAUAAUCCGCAUAAACUUGUGCCUGCAAUUGAGACCGAAGUCUUAAGAAACAAUCCUACUUAUGCCGAGGGUCAUUCACCCCGUCUUUUUUCUACUCAUAUACCUUACACUUCAUUGCCCGAGUCCAUUGUUGAUUUCGGUUGUAAAAUGAUUUACAUGUGCAGAAAUGCUAAAGACGUUUUGGUUUCCUUGUUUCACUUUUCAAACAAGCUCAGAGACACAUCGCGUGGUCUAAUGACAAUUGAGGAGGCAUUUGAGAUGUUUAGUAAAGGUAUUAGCCCAAAUGGACCGUACUGGGAGCAUGUGAAAAGGUAUCGUAAGGCUAGUUUAGAAAAUCCGUCAAAGACUUUAUUUUUAACAUACGAAAACAUGAAAUCGGAUACUGUGAAUAAUGUGAAGAAUCUGGCGGACUUCUUGGGCUACCCUUUCACUGAAGAGGAAAAGUCCCGUGGUGUGAUGGACGAGAUUGCGAGCUUAUGUAGUUUUGAAAAAUUAAGUGAGGCCAAUAAGCAUGGUGAUUUAAUUCACGGAAUAAUGCCAAAUAGCGUGUUCUUUCGACAAGGUAAAGUUGGAGACUGGACCAAUUAUCUCACAACACCUGAAAUGUGCCAAAUUUUGGAUGAGAUUACCAACAAAGAGUUCCAUGGUUUGGACAUCUCUUUCUAAAAUUGAUUACAUUGUGUUUAUGUGUUUCAGUAUUUGAAUAAUGAGUUUCAAAAAUUUCCUUUUUUCAGUAUUUAAGUUUAGUUCUUGUUAGCCUUUGUAAUGUAUCAAAAAUAAUUUCAAUGUAUAUCGGUACCUUGUUUACCUUCA